Messenger RNA from Nothoprocta perdicaria, 2292 nucleotides. Its product is annotated as heme-binding protein 1-like. Bases 14 to 811 code for a protein of 265 amino acids. The transcript is spliced from 5 exons. Lineage: Eukaryota; Metazoa; Chordata; Aves; Tinamiformes; Tinamidae. The record is from RefSeq and is a predicted model, not a curated record.
GGGCGGCUGCCGCAUGGGCGGCGCGGAGCCCGCCGCGGCGCCCGCGAUGAUCACGCUCGAGGACCUGGACGGGAUGGCCGAGGAGAGCCCCGACUCCGCGUACCACAGCAACGGCAGCAGCCUCGAGGAGGAGGCCGAGCGCAUGGAGGACGAGGAGCAGGAGCGGCUGCUCAGCUACUGGCAGAGCGUGGGCCGGGGGCACCAGGUGGACGUGCCCCGCGACAUGGCCGAGCCCAUUCAGCAGCUGACGAGGAACAACAGCCCCCAGGAGAGACAGAGCAUCCCCUUCACRGUGAUCCAGCGCAAAGAGAAGCUUGGAGACCUGCUUUAUGAAAAACGUCAGUAUGGGAAAGCCAAGUGGGCUUGUAUAAAAAUGAAAGAAAAACAGUACGAGCAGAGCAUAUGUCUGGGAUUCAUGAAGCUGAUGAGGUACAUUUGUGAGCAGAACUCCUCAGGCCUGUACCUGGGGAUUACAAUUCCCAUCGUGACCAUAGUCCACACGAACGAGUCCCAGUCGGAGAUGGCGCGGGCGGUGACGGUGGCGUAUUACCUGCCCCCCGCGCUGCAGGAGGAGCCGCCUCAUCCCUUCGACGACGACAUCGUCAUYGAAGAGUGGCCUUCUACUAUCGUGUACAGCAGGAGCUUCAGAGGAAUCACCAAUGAAGACUCCAUAAUGAGGGAAAUAAACCUGCUGGCAGAAAUUCUGGAGAGUCCCGAGCUCUGCUUGCAGGAUACAUUCAUCAUUGCAGGAUAUACAAACCCAGCUGCUGCUAAUCGGAUUAAUGAAAUAUGGUUCCUCCAAAGACCAUAGUCUCCCUUUCCUGCUGCCUUUCAAGUACAACAUUUGGUUCUAACUUCAUGACAGAAUAUUGCAAGUGAAUCGUGUGAGACUAGAGUACAAACACUCAAAAAAAAAGUGGCUUUUAGCAAGACAGUCAGUACAAGUUAAUAAGUGUAUAGAAGUGCCACCUGAAAUGCACACCAUUUCCUAUGUCAAAUUUUACGUUUUGAAAAUAAUUGCUACGCAGAUUUUUAACAUCUUAAAAGAAUAAGGUGGACUAAUCUUCAAUAAGAUAAGGGAGAUAGAGACCUCUCCCCCUACCCACUUAUUAGCAUCCCAAAACUGUUUGUGGCUUGGGACUGUCCUGUGAGAGAUCUUGGAGCUGUGUCCAGCAGCAGGCAGCGCUGCAGCAGCUGCAAAAAGGACAAUGUAGGGGCUUUACAUGGGAGUCGCAUUAAGACCACCCCCUGUGCAGACUAUGCUUCAGAAAAAGAACUUUCAGGCCUUCAUUUUGGAAGAAAAUGGCCAGAUUUAGGGCACUGUGAUUAAACCAAGGAGCAAAACCAGACCAGUGCUGACUGGUUUUGAUAUUAUCACCCAUAGAGCACCAAUUCUUAAUGCUUACCUCAAAAAUAUUUAACAAAAGUAUCUUUUUUAACCAUGAGAAGAGACCAGGAAGUCAAAACAGUCCUAACGCUCAUUAAACUUUUGAUAGGCUCGUUAAACUUUUGAUACACCUUUUGAUUAGGUAUAGCCUAAUAACCCACUCACAGCAACCUCAUGACUGUACGUGGUGUCCACAAAUGAAGGGCCAUGCUCAGCUUUGAGUACUAUGGCCUUGCAAUACAGCUUUGGUGCAUGUCAAUCUGCAGCAACCAAAGUCAUCUGUCAGCUACUGCUCAUGCUCAACCUCCCGCUGCCACGGGGCCCACGGUUCUGCGGCAGAAAGGCCCAGCUGAAGGGCAGGGGAGCGCAUGGGCGCCUAUCCUGUCCAUGUGCUGAGUCUCCAGGAGGGCCAUUCCCACAGCCCUCCAGGCCACAUUCCAAUAUUUGACCACWCUCACUGCGAGAACCUAAUUUUCAGUGUUGAAACUUGCUUCCUUUACCCUUCGUCCAUGUGACAUAUGGUAAAUCUUCAAGCAUGGCAUGUUGUACUCAAAGAAAAACUCAUAAUUCUAGAUGCAUCAAAAAUGUGAAAGCACCAUUCAAGUUAUACAUAUAUAUACAUAAAAUAUAUUUAAUCACAUUAUUUAAUACAAUUAAGUUAGUUCAUAAAGUUUCAAAAACUUUACCACCAGCAUUAUUUAUCAGUUGCAAGAUUUCAGCUUCAGAGCUUUUGUGUUCCUUGGUUUAAACAAAGCACAAAAACAAAACAAGUAAACACACGAUAACCAAACCCAGUGUCUACUAGUGCCCAGUCCUAUUAAUUGCCAAACAAAAGGGGUUUAUAUAGUACUUCUGGAAUAAAGUACAGAUCAGGACCUCUAAGCCUCCUAGCUCCACAAGGCUUU